Macrosiphum euphorbiae (potato aphid) is the source of this 1026-nucleotide messenger RNA. Lineage: Eukaryota; Metazoa; Arthropoda; Insecta; Hemiptera; Aphididae. The record is from the annotation of a GenBank genome assembly.
AUGGCUAGGGUUUUAAUGUUAUUAUGUGUGAUAUUCGUCAGCGUUUAUGUGACGGAACAAGCAUACUUUUUGCAGAAAGAUUUCAUUGAGAAUAUCAAUGAACAAGCUACAACAUGGAAGGCAGGUGUAAACUUUCACCCAAAUACACCAAAGGAACAUUUCUUGAAAAUGCUGGGAUCAAAAGGAGUACAAAUUCCAAACAAAAAUAAUAUUCAUCUGUACAAAACCAACGAUGCAGCUUACGACAACUUAUUCGGCCGAAUUCCAAGACAAUUUGACGCUAGGAGAAAAUGGAGACGUUGUCGCACUAUCGGAAGAGUCCGUGACCAAGGGAAUUGUGCAUCAAGUUGGGCAAUGGCUACGAGCUCGGCUUUUGCUGACCGUCUGUGUGUAGCUACAAAAGCAGAUUUCAAUGAAUUGUUAUCCGCUGAAGAAAUCACUUUCUGUUGUCAUUCGUGUGGUUCCGGAUGCAAUGGAGGUUAUCCGAUUAAAGCGUGGCAACGUUUUAAGAAACACGGUUUAGUCACCGGAGGAGACUACAAAUCUGGAGAGGGUUGUGAACCAUACAGAGUCCCAAAUAAUUGCGAAUAUGACGAUAAAGGAAAAACUACAUGCGAAAGUAAGCCAAUGGAAUCAAAUCACAGAUGCACGAGAAUGUGCUACGGAAAUCAAGACCUCGAUUUCGACGAAGAUCACAGAUACACACGUGACUUCUACUACCUAACGUACGGCAGCAUCCAAAAGGACGUUAUGACUUACGGACCAAUUGCAGCAUCGUUCAACGUGUACGACGAUUUCCCCAAUUACAAGUCAGGUGUUUACGUGAAAUCUGAAAAUGCCACAUACUUGGGAGAACAUGCCGUUAAAUUGAUCGGUUGGGGUGAAGAAGACGAAGUUCCAUACUGGUUGAUGGUCAAUUCGUGGAACACAGGUUGGGGUGACAACGGUCUUUUCAAAAUUCAACGUGGCACAAACGAAUGUGGUAUCGAUAACUCGACAACUGCUGGAGUACCAGUUACUAACUAA